This is a messenger RNA of Ipomoea nil (Japanese morning glory), 1431 nucleotides long. RefSeq lists its product as uncharacterized. Lineage: Eukaryota; Viridiplantae; Streptophyta; Magnoliopsida; Solanales; Convolvulaceae. The record is from RefSeq and is a predicted model, not a curated record. The transcript is spliced from 5 exons. Bases 1 to 1431 code for a protein of 476 amino acids.
AUGGCCUGGUUGCUGGAUGGGGGAUGUAGGGACGUGGUUGAGGAGGCGUGGGGACGUGGAGUGGAGGUUUGCAGUCCCGUUUGUAGAGGUGUGGCGUUAGCUGACUUCCGCCGUCUGAAAGCUGAAUUGGUAAAGUUGGAGAAACAGGAGGAUGUUUUUUGGAGGCAGAGAGCCAAGCAGCACUGGCUCCGUGGGGCGGAUGCAAAUACACGAUUUUAUCACAGGUAUGCUUCUGCCCGUAAACGUAAGAAUACUAUUUUACGCCUUAAAGAUGAUUUGGGUAGGUGGGUAGAUGGUGAUGCUAUGAAGCCAGUUGUGAUGAGUUAUUUUAAUGAAAUUUUCACUGCUAACCCGGGUGUGAAUGAUGGGGCGGAGUUCUUUGCCUCUGUUCCCACUCGUGUAACUCAAACUCAUAAUGAUUGGUUGAAUCGGCCUUAUGAUCCGGGGGAGAAAUUCUGGGAUAUUGUUGGGGCAGAUGUCACUGAUUUUGUGCUGGAGUGUUUGAAUACGGGGUCCUUGCCAGUUGGCCUUAAUGAGUCUAAUGUUGUGCUUAUUCCAAAAACGCAGUCCCCUGAGGUGGUAACUGAUUUGCGCCCGAUUGCCCUGAGUAAUGUUGUGUAUAAGGUAAUUGCAAAUGUUAUUGCUAAUCGCAUGAAGCCUUUGUUGGGAGAUGUUAUUUUUGUUUCGCAGAGCGCUUUUAUUCCUGGCAGGUUGAUAACAGAUAAUAUAUUGGUUGCUGCUGAGGUGAGAGGGUUAUCAUUGUUGUUACAGCAGGCUCAGGAUAGGGGUGUUGUUCAUGGAUUAAGGGUGGCGAGAGGGGCUCCUGCAUUCUCACAUCUCUUUUUUGCAGAUGAUAGCCUCCUAUUUUUUAAUGCAAAUGUUAAUGAGGCGCAGGCGAUCAAACGGUGUCUUACUUUUUAUGAAGAUCUCUCUGGUCAGACCAUUAACUAUCAUAAAUCUAAUAUUUGCUUUAGCAGGAACACUCAGCUAACAGAUAGAGAUUUGGUGGCUGCGGUUUUUGGGGUCCAGCAAGCAGUGAAUUUUGGAAAGUACCUAGGCUUGCCGGCCUAUGUAGAGAGGAAUAAACAUGCGGUGUUUGCGUAUGUGGAGGAUAAGGUCAGGCAAAGGAUUGGCUCCUGGAAUAAGAAACUUUUGUCACGGGCAGGAAAAGAGAUUUUACUGAAAUCUGUGGCUCAGGCAAUGCCAACUUUUACUAUGAGUGUGUUCCUGUUACCUGAUUCAUUAUGUAAGAACCUGGAACGCGUUAUGAAUAGGUUCUGGUGGCGCAAUGGGAAGGAUGGGGGAGGAAUUCAUUGGCUUGCUUGGGAUAAGUUGAGUAUACCCGAAGAAAUAUGGUGGGAUGGGUUUCAAGGAUUUGAGGGCGUUCAAUGUGGGAAUGCUAGGCAAGCAGGGGUGGAGGCUUCUGACUAG